Molecule: messenger RNA, 306 nt
Organism: Drosophila suzukii
Lineage: Eukaryota; Metazoa; Arthropoda; Insecta; Diptera; Drosophilidae
Source: RefSeq, a predicted model, not a curated record
ACUCUCAAAACGGUUGUGUGUGGUCAAAAAACAGACCCAAAAUAUAAUGCUGCAAAUAAAUCAAGACAGACCCAAUAUGGCUAACCAAUCCAUAGGAUACGCCCUUAAACGCAGAAAAGAUCGAUUUGUGGUGGAGCCAAUCGUGGGAAUCGUGAAUCCAGCUUACGAACCCGAUCUGGGUGGAGAUAUAUCCUCAACGAGUGAAUAUCAUCAAAAAUGGCGAGUAUUGAUUGAUACAUAAUAUACAGCGCAGUUUAAGGCAUGAGCAAGUCUAAAGAUUAUGUGGCUACUUAUUGCAGCCCAAGU